GGAAUCGCGGCCUGCGUCUUUCCUCCCGUUUCUGCUGCCGCUUGCGUCCCACAGCGCCCGUGGCCGUUCUCGCCUCCGUGGACAGCGCGACGAAGGCUCGAGCAAGAGCCCGUCGCCUUGCCGCUUGCCUGGUCGUUUUGCUCGCCCCCUUCGCUGCUCGCGUCUCCUCGUGCCGCCCCGUCGGCUGUGCGGUGCAUAGCCAUCGCCCCCGUCCGUCGGCUCGCUCGCUCGCACCCAGCGACGUCUCGCCGCCGGCGACAACAUUCGCCCUCGAUGCGCUGCGGUUGUAGGUGUCGAGCCUCCCCGCCGCGCCUAUGUCAUUCCGCCUCGAACCCGUUCCAAGCUUUCGAGGCUUGCUCCUUGUUCGAACACGUUCCCGCAAACGGACAAGCCCCGCACAUGCGUUGCUCAGCCCGCGAUGUACGUGGACCUGCAGCGUCGGUCUGAAUCGCAUCGCAGCUCGCUCCAGCUCUGGACCUCGCGCGUGGACGAGCCGGGGAAGUUGCAGAGGUUACUCCGCAGCAGCUGGGCCUCCAACCGCAGCGCCCGACGAGGACGUCAAGCUCGCCUGUCGGUCGAAUGGGGAAAUCAGCCUGAACAUCUUCAAGCCCCCGGUGGGGGAGCAUCCGACUCCGCCUGUCAUUCUGUACCUGCCAACCGUCGCUCCUGCAGACCAAGUUUUUGGCGCACGCGAUGACGAGAUCGUCGCAGCGCUAUCGGCUGCGUCUAAUGCAACCAUCGUGCGCGUGAAUUACCGUCUCGGUGGCGACCUCCAGUAUCCAAUUCCGGUCCACGACGUUCUGGCCGGGUACGACUACGUCAAGAACCGGUUUGCGAUCGACACGUGCGUGGCCAGAGCUGCCCGGCCGAAAAAGACGCACCUGCGUAUGGGCGUGUGCGGCCAGCUGGUUGGAGGGAGUCUAGCAGCUAUGCUUGCGCUCACCGAGUCGCGCCUGGGUGAAGACGGGAUCGCUGCAGCGGCCGUCAACAGCCCCGUUGUAGACUGGGUGUUUCCAGAGCACGUGAGCAGCGAGCACAACACCACCACGGCCGAAACCCAAGCGUCCGGCCACACGAUCCAGAAGGCCUCGCCGAGAAGGCGGAAAAGAAAGGCCGGCCGUCCCAGCUGGGACAUGUUUGGGCACGCGGCCGGCCUCACGACGAAGCAGCUGGAGCUGGCGCGCAGCGCGUACUUCAGAAAGCCGGAGAACUACUUCGAUCCUUUCGCGACGCCCAUCCACUAUCUGCGCUCGGCUGGCGUGAACGUGCCGGCCGACAGGACCGUCGAGCCCGACGAGCUCGCCGCGCUCGACGGCGCCCCCAAGCCGCGCAAGUCGCUGCGCAAAUUCCCCCCCUCCAACUCGUCCUUGGUUCUGCCUCACGUACGUCUCAGCGUCGGCGAUGCAAAUCCGCUGCUGGACCAGAACGAGGAGUUCGUCAAGCUGCUGCGCCGGAGCGUGGUCCGCACGGCGCAGAGCCGCGCGACCACCCAGGCGAUGCUUGACCGCUUCGACGACAUCGCCGCCGCCACCGAGGCCGAGAGGCUCCAGAUGGCGGUGGAAACUGCAGAGGAGAAGGUUGAGUACCACAUCCUUCGCGGCGUCGGCCUAUGGGCCACGGCGAGGGACGGCGAGUGGCUGGAGGAGGUCUGGAAUGUUGGUCGAUGGUUCAGAAAGAUACUCGGCUGAAACACUUGCGCCCGUCUCCAUCUUCCACGUACGAGUUUUAGUCUGCUGUUGUCGCCUGUCCUCGCAGGACGGCAACACAGUGUUCAAGGGCCGUCUACAUCUAUGAUCGCCGUUGCCUUACGGAAUUCUAAUUCACGGCGUCCUUGGGCCGCUGCUUCGGAGCAGAAGCAGAGCGAGGAUGUGAAACAUGCAAAUCUGGACUAUCCAUCAGCUAUGCUUGCGGCGACGUUCUUACAACAAAUCACGACCUCGAUAUGUCGCCCCAGAAAAAAACACUGCUUUCUUCAGCUCGUCACUCGGUGCAUAGACAUCCGUUCGCAACAAGCCUUUCCGUCCGCUGCGGGAAGUCUUCGUGGACAGUGUGUGGCCAAUCGGGUUACAGGGAAUACGAAAAUAGGGCCAAAUGAUGGUUUCCAUCAAACAUGCACCAGGGGUCCAGAAGACGAAUAUCACGUGAUACUCUCACUCUGCUGAAACCACUAAGUUACCCACUUCCUUCUAAGUAAGACGAACUUCACCCUCCGUCUUAAACGUCCUCAUUUCCACACGGUUUCGCAAGAUCCAGCCAAGCUGAUUUGCUGUCUCGAUUCUUAGUGAAUUAACAGUGUGACCCCUAUGAAGUUUAAAAUAAAAUUCCUAUCUCCCCUGUCUCAACAGCGCAUAGGCGUACUUCGAGCCUCCUCAUUGGACAGUCCACAAUGUGUAAGCAGUAAGACCGAAUAGUGACUUU
This is a messenger RNA of Verruconis gallopava, 2418 nucleotides long. RefSeq lists its product as uncharacterized. The record is from RefSeq and is a predicted model, not a curated record. Bases 315 to 1688 code for a protein of 457 amino acids. NCBI's taxonomy places the organism in Eukaryota, Fungi, Ascomycota, Dothideomycetes, Venturiales, Sympoventuriaceae. The transcript has 2 exons. Gene Ontology annotation, molecular function: hydrolase activity.